Heterostelium album PN500 is the source of this 630-nucleotide messenger RNA. RefSeq lists its product as uncharacterized. The record is from RefSeq and is a predicted model, not a curated record. The transcript is spliced from 4 exons. The coding region runs from base 1 to 630 and encodes 209 amino acids. Lineage: Eukaryota; Evosea; Eumycetozoa; Acytosteliales; Acytosteliaceae.
AUGUCAUCACAAUUUGGUUCCAAUUUAAUUCUCGCUGAUAUUAAGAUAUCGACUUAUAUGCAUAUUUUCAUUGUACAUGUUGGAUUGUUUUUGGAGAGAUAUGGCAACUUGGAGUAUCUCCACAAACCACAACAACAAGAGCAACAACAAGAACAACAAAAACAUGAACAACAACAAGAGCAACAAGAACAACAAAAACAGCAUCUAUCCAACAGAUUUCAACUAGUAUCUGUAUUGUAUGGUGUUGACGAAAAUAUAGAUAGUGCUUAUUAUUCUUGGUGGGAUGGUCACAUUAUAGAUUAUAAUAAGAAAGAUAAUACAUAUAGAGUUGCAUUCAAAGAUGAAGUAAUUGCUAACUAUUACAGUGUUGAUUAUAUUACAAUACAAAGUGCAACAGAAAGUAUUUCGAAUGAUAGAUUGGUAGAAGGUAGAUAUGUAUUGUAUACUUACAAAACUGAUAAAACCCAUGUUUUCUAUGCUGCUGUUAUAAACUCUAUAAUAACUAAGAAAAACAAAAAAACUCUAACAAUUAGACUAUUAAAAACUAAUGAAAUAAUUGAAAAUGUGAAUCCUGAUGAUUGUUAUGAAUUCUUUAUUGAAAAUCAUCAAGCACAAGCAUUUUUUCAUUGA